Molecule: messenger RNA, 2146 nt
Organism: Anas platyrhynchos (mallard)
Lineage: Eukaryota; Metazoa; Chordata; Aves; Anseriformes; Anatidae
Source: RefSeq, a predicted model, not a curated record
AUGAAGAGGAUAAGGCGCAUUGGCAGGAGGCCUGACCAGCAGCAGCAACAGCAGCAGCAGCAGAGGGAAGGCAAGCCCAUCGAAAGGAGACCGGAGCGGCGACCUCCUCGCGAGCGCCGAUUUGAUAAACCUGCUGAUGAGAAGGGCGAAGGAGGAGAAUUUUCCGUUGAUAAACCCAUUCUUGACCGACCUAUGGCGUGGACGUGGUGGGACUUGGAAGAGGACGUGGCCGUGGGCCGUGGCAUGGGCAGAGGAGAUGGGUUGGACUCUCGUGGCAAGCGUGAAUUUGACAGACAUAGUGGCAGCGAUAGAUCUUCUGUUUCACAUUCACAUUUCAGCGGCCUGAAGCAUGAGGACAAGCGUGGUGGCAGUGGAUCACACAACUGGGGAACCGUCAAAGAUGAGCUAACCGAGUUGGAUCAGUCGGCUGUAACUGGAACGCCAGAGGGAGAGGAACAUCCGCCUGCUGACUCGGAAAAUAAGGAGAAUGAGGUUGAAGAAGUUAAGGAGGAAGGUCCUAAGGAAAUGACCCUGGACGAAUGGAAAGCUAUUCAAAGUAAGGAUCGUGCAAAAGUUGAGUUCAACAUCCGUAAACCAAAUGAGGGUGCUGAUGGGCAAUGGAAAAAAGGAUUUGUUCUUCACAAGUCAAAGAGCGAGGAGACAAAGGCGAUGACAGAAAUGCAGGGGAGUCAGCUGGAGUCGAAUGAGGCUCAUGCUGAGGACUCUGUAAUGGAUCACCACUUCCGUAAGCCCGCUAACGACAUCACGUCCCAGCUGGAGAUCAACUUUGGAGACCUUGGCCGCCCCGGACGCGGUGGCCGAGGGGGACGGGGUGGCCGAGGGCGUGGUGGCAGGGCCAGCCGCGGAGGCAGGACUGACAAGUUGGUGAAGGAGUUUGACGUGAUCCACACGCCCAACCAGUCGAGUGCUUCUGCUCCUGAUGUAGAUGACCCAGAGGCUUUCCCAGCUCUGUCCUAAACUGGAUGUCAUAAGCCAACCCUGCCCUCGUCGGGCCUUCCUCUCCGAGGCUUGCAUGCUUAAGGAUCCUAAACAACUAAGAAAUUUAAAACAAAAAAAAAAAAAAAAGAAAAAAAGAGACUGUCAUUCAUACCAUUCACACCUAAAGACUGAAUUUUAUCUGUUUUGAAAAUGAACUUCUCUCGCUACACAGAAGCAACAAUAUGGUAGUCAGUUUUGUAUUUAGAAAUGUAAUGGUAGCAGGGAUGUUUUCAUAAUUUUUUCAGAGAUUAUGCAUUCUUCAUGGAUACUUUUUUGUAUUGCUGCUUGAAAAUAUGCGUUUCCAAACUUGAAAUAUAGGUGUGAACAGUGUGUACCAGUUAAAAGCUUUCACUUCAUUUGUGUUUUUUAAUUCAGGAUUUUAGACAUUUUCCCCCAAACUGCAAACUGGUUUUUAAUUAUUGCACACUAUUUCUGUUUCCUUAAUUCCUGCUCAGCAGGUUUUUACCAGCCCAUGGUCUUCUGGAAUACACGAACCUUUAAUUUGGCAGACUUAGUGCUGUACGGAGUGCUGACUCCUGGAGUACUUUAGUUUUAAGCUUAAUUUCCGACUUGGAGAAGCAGUCAUUUUCAUCUGUUCAGUAGUUUGUUUACGCAAAAUCUUUAUACAAAAUUGAUACCAGAUACUUGAAAAAUACUCAAAGCACAUUGGUUUAUAGUUGCAUACCUGUGUAUUGAUCCAGCGAUGAUGUGUGGAUAAUUGGUCUAAACAGUUUUUUAAAGCUAAUGUAUGACACCUUUCACCCACCCUUUUUACCUUUAUUCCCUCCUCCUUGUCCCUUCAACAGAACAAGAUGCUUUGUUGGCAAAAAGAAAAGAAGUUUUUAAAUUACCUCUGCUUUUUCUUUGGGAGAACACCCUGCAGAGUGACCUUUCCUGUCGUUUGGAGCUGGGAGGGAGGGAAGGUGGUAGCUGCUGCUCGGGUAGUCUGUCCGGACUACGGCUGGGCCGUGGGAUUAAGCAGCAGUGAGAAGUGCAUCAGCAUCUGAUGUGCUCGCAGCACUGCUCCCGCAGCGGCAGCUCUGAAGCAGCAGCAGCCACAGGACGAGGUUGUUGUGGCAGGAGGGAGUCCUGGCUUCUGUUUCAAGCAGGGACGUUGCAAUCUGUGUGUGAUACAAAAAAAAAAAAA